AAGCAAAUUGAAACUCGCAGAUUAAAUAAAAUCGUGUUGUUUUCUUUGUAUCUGUUCGAUUCUUUAUAUUGGAUUAAAAGCGAUUGAACGCGGUGAUUUCACGGUGGAUUAAACGAGAUGAGCCGCGUCGGUAGAACAAUCGUAGUGAUAUGUGCGCGAAUGUUACGUGUGCUUUCGUUGGAAUGUCUGAAAUUCUAUUACGCAGGAUAUUGUAAUUUAGUUGUCGGUAGCUUGUGAUAAACAAAGUGCUGAUUGCGCCAGAGAAUAACUUUGGCUGUCUCUAACAUCGGACCAACAUUCCAUCUCGUGUUCGUGAUGACAGGAAUGUCGAGGCAGCGGUACGCGAACCGCAGCAGCGGGAACAGAUAAGGAAGGGAGGAGCCACGCAUCGGGCGAUCAUGUGUAGUGUCAUGUGGCUCCUUCGGCUCCUAACGACUUGCUGCCUCGUUUACCUAUCGGCGUCCGACUCUCAUACAGAUCUGCCACUGAUAACGGAUUCGGUAUCGACGAAAUCGACGACGGCGGCAAAGCGAUCGGUACCGACGGACGCGCCGAUGUUGAACUACAUUUUCGAUGCGCACAGCACGCUAAACAAGCAUCAACAUCAUCACGAUCAUCGGUGGGGUCCUCAUUUCGAAGGGGAGAGCAAGAACAUGACUGUGCAAGCCGGUGGAAGUGCCAUCCUCGACUGCAGGAUAUCCUUGCUACAGGAUAAAACCGUGUCUUGGGUACGUAGACAAGAUAACGGAGAAAAGGUGAAUCUGCUGACGGUGGGGCAACAGACGUACAUAGGAGAUCCAAGAUACACGGUGAAGUUCCAAUACCCGGACAACUGGCGCCUACAAAUCGAGCCCGUGAACAGUAGCGACGAGGGCCAGUACGAGUGCCAAGUCAGCACUCAUCCGCCCAAGUAUAUUCACGUGAAUCUUCACAUCAACGCACCGUCCGUCCAGAUAGUGGACGCCCUGGGUGAACCGCUGAGAGACAAGUACUACGAGGCUGACAGCACCAUCGAGCUAUUGUGCGUCGUGCGUCAUAUAGCGAUGCAAGUCCAGUAUAGUGUCGUUCAGUGGCUUCACGGCAACAGAGUUCUCAAUUACGACACGACGAGAGGCGGUAUCAGCGUGAAAACGGACCUAAUGGAAGAGGGGGCCAAUUCGACACUCAGCAUAGCGAGGGUGGGACCAGCUGACAGCGGAAACUACACGUGCCAUCUCACCACCAUGCCCGAUCAACCUGCCACUGUUCACGUGCACGUGCUCAACGGAGAAAGCUUAGCCGAACUCCAUCACGGAUCCGCAAAAAGCGUGGGCGGUAGCGGGUCGUUGCUACUGCUUCUGUUCGUUCUGCUGGGCCGGAUACAACAGGUGUUCAGAUGAAGGAUCGACGACGCUUCGUCGCCGUAUCGACACGGCGCUGCACAAAUAACAAUAUGGACUUUUAUAUUAUCGCUGAAGAACGGAGCUAGCCGUGUGGAUGCGUAAACGAGGAACGAAGGAAAAAAGAGCGACGAAAGAAAUGGAUGAAACGAGAAGAGGUGACGUAGGGUGGAGAAACUAAAACGUGGAUCGAAACGUUACGAGAAUAGACGAGAGAAUAGGCUACUACGAGAAAGGGAAAGGUUGGCAGCGUCGAUCCGCCGCCAUUGUCUUUCUGCGUCGCUACACGCCAGUUUCCGGUUCACCGUUUGUCCUCCAUGGCCGACUCGAUCUCGUAAAGCGCCCGACUCUCGCGUCUUUGUCCUUCCGGUUACCGGAACUCUCGGAUCGUCGGAUCGUAGUCGAAAGAAUUAGGCAACCCGCCGAGGUUCGGAGGAAGGAAUUCGUCGAUAGCGCUGGUUGCUAGAUCGAUCGGAUCGUAUCGAAAGCGAGAGAGAAAACGGGGUUAGAGAUUCGAUUUGGAAAUUCGAUUUGGAAAUUCGAUCGGCUGACUCGUAGUCUUCCUGUUUUCACGCGUCAGCUACGUCAUGUGCCUUUAUAUUCAGUUUCGAGAACGAAGUCGAGUGCGAAGAGUUUGGCCGCAGAGUUGCGUCAUACGUGAACGAAGAUGGAACGAGGUGAGAACGACACGUGCAUAUCUCUUACGUUCUACGUUAACUCGUGUAAUUGCACGUUUUCGUUUAAUUUAGCGAUCGUGUACGAUAGAUCUUUGUAUCGUGGAAUACAUAAUCAAAAUAUAAUAAAAAUAGUACAUAGGGGUUUAAUACGUAUAAAAAUGUUGACAUAUCUUGUUAUUCGGCACUCGAAUAGACUGAACUACUAAACUAAUCGAAACGGAUGUAGAUCGGUAAUAAACUUAAAACGUUCACCGUCUACGAUUCCAGAGAAAAGUGUCCUCGCUUUCGCGUUACAUCUCCAUUACCUUAAAUUUCUUAGCGCGGAUGGUGAACGCGUUAAGUUUCGAUUCAUCGAAUCGAUCAUCUCAUAGUCACAACCAUACUUUUUCGUUUAUUUCCUAGAGAGAUGUCUCUUAUUUUUCCACUUUAUAUAGGACCGCCUUUAUCAUCGAGCCAAUGCGAAAAAUACCAAAAGAUUUCCAAAGGAUCGUCGAUAGCGAUCUAAAAAUAUCUCGGCAACCAGAAUCUACCGAUAGCGAAAGAACCAGCUUUGAUCUCCGGCGCGGCAAAAGAGAGCUACCGCCUGGAGAUUAUUCCUUCCUCCCUACGGUCGCGAUCGAUCGUCUUCGAAAAGUUCGUACGAAACCGUGUAACCGUCUAACUGUGCCCAACUGCGUCGAUUCGAAGAUCGGCGCAGGUUCGAUCGAUUUUGCGUAAACGUACAGGUAUCGAGCACUCUUAUACGCGGCCACUUAUCGGCAUGUCGACAAAGAAAGCGCAAACUACGCGCCACUUAACGUUUCCGAGAUCCGUGUUCGGAAGCUGGUUUCACGACGACGCACCGCGAGUCUUUGAACGAUACUUUCGAAUCUGCGUCGACGUGCGUUCGUCGGAAAAUGGCGUGACGAUGCGACGAUGAUCGAGCGUCUCGCGUGUUAUAUUCGUAUCGGCGAUCGAACGAAUGCGCGUCAACAAGUUUAAACGACGAUCGUUCGUUCGAUCGUAAUUACGCUUUUCCUUCUUUACCGAGUUCGAGUUGAAUUCGGGUAUCGGUUGCGAAUGAAGAUAAGAAAUACGAUGUAUCUAGUAAGAAAACCUAUUCGAUGACCGUAACGGUGAGUUUCCUUAUUUGUACAUUUUGUUCGAGCGAUCGUGCGUCGACGAGACGAAAAAGUUGACUGUGCGUGCUAAGUACGGAUCGCUGGAGCGAGGCUCGAAUUAUCAGUAUUAUCUAGUUUUGUAAAGAGCCAGGCCGAAGCAUCGCGUGAAAGAAAGCGGAAGCGAUCGCGAAGCGCGCCGAGUCGAUGGUAUCUAGCGUCAUCGAGGAGCGCGCGAUAAUGUUGCAUUUGCGCGUAAAUUAUUAUCGGACUUGAUUCGAUCGUCGACGAGAUAAUCGACAAAAGUGAUAAAGCGCCGCGCAUACGUAUAUCGGACGUAUGCUCGAUCCUCUCCGCUCGAACGAAUACAGUGUACUUAAUUCGUAACAUCGACUACGCGCGUCACGAACAUUUGUAUUUACAUCGUUCUUGGUUAACGAGAAUGUUAUGCAUCGACGUGUACGUUUCCGUUGUCUUCUAUAUCGACUGGUUAUAAAAUUACGCGGAAGCACGAACAAGUGGACGAGUCGUAAAACUACAAAUACCUAGUACAAAUGAAAAUGCUUAAGAGAUUAAAUUAUUUGGUCGGCGUCGUUAUUUCUCUAAGUAAAGGUACACAUUUUUCAAAUUUACCGAUUUUCGUAUCAAAGGAUCGCGAUAAUAUCGUUCUGUCGUUCGUGAAAAUAAAUUGGAAUAUUCAACGCGAUAUCGUUGAUUAAAAAUAUGAAAUACCCUUUGAUCGUAAACUAGGGAAAAUUCGUGUUACGAAUCAAGGAUUGAAUCACUCGUAAAGCGUUUUCGAGCGGCUCAAUGGGCACAAUGGGAUGCGAGAAGAGCGAUUAACUGCCAACCUGAUCCUAAGCUCAUCAAUUAGUGAUACGAAGCGAAGUUUUAAAGCGGCGGCAGCUACGCGUUUUAGAUAAAGUCAUUCUUUUUCCGUUGAUCCGUUGAUCUGUCGCUCGACGGACGCGGCUCCCGAACGGCGCUCACGAGCGAUCGAACUUCUGUAUCGGGACAGAUCUCCGCACAGUAAUACUCGAACUUGACAUAAAAUCCAAAGUUUUCUUCGACGGCGAAAUUAUGAAAUAUACGAUAUGCGUUUUACAAGA
Molecule: messenger RNA, 4262 nt
Organism: Bombus pascuorum
Lineage: Eukaryota; Metazoa; Arthropoda; Insecta; Hymenoptera; Apidae
Product: zwei Ig domain protein zig-8-like
Exons: 8
Coding region: 399-1379 (326 amino acids)
Biological process (GO): synapse organization
Cellular component (GO): neuron projection membrane
Source: RefSeq, a predicted model, not a curated record